AGGUUGUAGGCACGCGCAUCUGUAUUCUCAAUGGGCGGGAAAGAGUCCUCGUCUUCGAUAACCUAAAAACCCCAAAAACCCCGACAACAAAAUCUGAUUCUCUUAUUGAAUCUUAUAUCUGCACUGCAAUUUAUCUUGUACGAUAUUAACUAUCAAUGGGUAUUAAGGGUUUAACGAAGCUGUUGGCUGACAAUGCACCGAAAGCCAUGAAAGAGCAGAAAUUUGAGAGCUACUUUGGCCGCAAGAUCGCCAUUGAUGCCAGCAUGAGCAUCUACCAGUUCCUUAUUGUGGUGGGAAGAACUGGGACUGAAAUGCUGACUAAUGAGGCUGGCGAAGUCACUAGUCAUUUGCAAGGCAUGUUUACUCGGACAAUCAGGCUUCUUGAGGCUGGAAUAAAGCCUGUUUAUGUGUUUGAUGGGCAGCCUCCGGACUUGAAAAAAGAAGAGCUUGCAAAGCGUUACUCAAGGAGGGCAGAUGCUAACGCUGACUUGGCGCAAGCCGUGGAGGCUGGCAACAAGGAAGACAUUGAGAAAUUCAGUAAGCGUACAGUGAAGGUGACAAAGCAGCACAAUGAAGACUGCAAGAGACUUUUAAAACUCAUGGGAGUACCUGUAGUUGAGGCUCCGUCUGAAGCAGAAGCAGAGUGUGCGGCACUUUGCAAAUCAGGAAAGGUUUAUGCUGUUGCAUCUGAGGACAUGGAUUCCUUAACUUUUGGAGCUCCUAGGUUUCUUCGCCAUUUGAUGGAUCCCAGCUCAAGAAAAAUCCCGGUUAUGGAAUUUGAAGUUUCCAAGAUUUUGGAGGAGUUGAACCUUAGCAUGGAUCAAUUCACUGACCUGUGCAUUCUUUCUGGAUGUGAUUAUUGUGACAGCAUUCGAGGAAUUGGAGGGCAGACUGCCUUGAAGCUCAUCCGUCAGCAUGGUUCUAUAGAGAAUAUUUUGGAGAACAUAAACAAAGAGAGGUAUCAAGUACCAGAGGAUUGGCCAUAUCAGGAGGCUCGACGGCUUUUUAAAGAACCAGUUGUCCUUGCUGAUGAAGAGGAGCCUGAGAUUAAAUGGACUGCCCCAGAUGAAGAGGGACUGAUUACUUUCCUGGUGAAUGAAAAUGGUUUCAAUAGUGACCGGGUGACAAAGGCAAUAGAAAAAAUUAAAGCAGCUAAGAACAAGUCAUCACAGGGCAGAUUGGAAUCAUUUUUCAAGCCAGUUGCCAACUCAUCUAUACCUAUUAAACGAAAGGAAAGUAAAUGUGCUCUUCAAUCUCCUAAACCAGCAAUCAAGUCUAAAAUGUUCUCUCUUCAAGUUUGUAAUUGUUCCGUUCCCAAGGUCAAUGGCAGCUUAAGCCUGCCAAUUGUCUAUCUGGGAUCCAAGCUUUCCUCACCAUCCAGAGGUGUUUGCUUCGGCGCAUGAAGCUGAAAACUCUGGAAACACCAGAUAACAAUGCUAAAGAAACUACUGCUAAGAAAUCCAAGGCCGGAGGUGGUAGGAAGAAGAAGUAGCUAAUUUGGCAUUAAAACCUCAUCUUCACAUGGCUGGUAAUCAGGUCAAAAGUGUGAUCUAUCAUUUAUGACAAGUUAUUUGCCUGCAACAUAUUUUCUUGUUAGUGUAUGACUUCCUAGUUUCAGUUCAUGUUGUGGAGCAGUUAAUGUAAUGCGCGUUUCGUUUCAUGCCUAUGAUGGGUGCUUAAGCAUGCAAUGGCUGCCAUUCUGAUGCCAGACAUGUUAUUGAAAAUUGUUUCUAGUUAAAAUCUUUCCGACAGUGUUGUAUUUUUUAUUUGUAGUAUUUAUCAAGUUAGCAGUGUCUGCAUGGGACAUGUUUCUUGUGCAAAGGAUGCACAGAUUGCACAUUGAUUUAGGUUCCUUCAUACUUUAUGUAAUUAUCAAUCUGGAAAAUUGCAAGGUGUAUAAUGUUUUAAUCUUGUCCUGGAGGCCUAGGUUAGAUUUGUGAAUCUUGUAAUUGAUUAAUCUGGAUAGUUUUGCUUCUGUUAUAUACUUGGACUGUAAAAGCAAAGCUGUUGUGACCUGAAAUUUUCUCAAGUUAUCAAUGUUAUCUAGUUGAUUGAUAA
Messenger RNA from Hevea brasiliensis (rubber tree), 2058 nucleotides. RefSeq names its product flap endonuclease 1. The transcript is spliced from 18 exons. The record is from RefSeq and is a predicted model, not a curated record. NCBI's taxonomy places the organism in Eukaryota, Viridiplantae, Streptophyta, Magnoliopsida, Malpighiales, Euphorbiaceae. The coding region runs from base 156 to 1403 and encodes 415 amino acids. Gene Ontology annotation, molecular function: 5'-flap endonuclease activity; 5'-3' exonuclease activity; DNA binding.